AUGCUGCCCACCAUUUUUCCGCCGGGCACUGACCAACCGGUGCCCGAAACACUCCCGGAGCUACGAGCUUAUUGCAAUUUAUACGGCAAAAAUUUUCCAUUCAUACUGGGUUACUUUAAAAAUUGCGUAGGGCCCUUUUCGCGAGCCGUGGCUAAAGUGAUCAUGUUCUCGGUGCGCAAACAGCAAGAUCUCGCCUGUAGGCCAGGCAAACCCAGUCGACAGGCCCGCGAGCUUAUGGCCGCCGGCGGGUGCGCUAAUAAGGCCCGGGAGGGGAUACGGGUGUGUAAUAAGCAAUUGGUUGACGCACUUCUCGGCACCAAAUUGGCACCGAUUAAAAGUCGCAUACCUAUGACUUGCUGCCACUCAAACGCUUACCGGAUGUGUUUGCGGGACACCACCGAAGACACGGUCGGCUGUACCGCACAUACCGUCGAUUGGGCCGAAAAGUUUGUGCUAAAAAUCAUGGGCUCAUCAAUAAGUCUGGUUUGCGGCGAGUAUUUCGAAGAGUCCGACAAAUGCCAUAAACUCAUGGCUCAAACGCCGGCCCCACCCGACACACCCCGCAACUCGACCAGGACGAAAAAUUUUAUUUUGCCCAUGCUAGAUUUGAUGGAAACUUUUCCCGAACUUUAA
Medioppia subpectinata is the source of this 633-nucleotide messenger RNA. The record is from the annotation of a GenBank genome assembly. Lineage: Eukaryota; Metazoa; Arthropoda; Arachnida; Sarcoptiformes; Oppiidae.